This is a messenger RNA of Prunus avium (sweet cherry), 2167 nucleotides long. RefSeq names its product Tetratricopeptide repeat (TPR)-like superfamily protein. Gene Ontology annotation, molecular function: RNA binding; zinc ion binding; protein binding. Gene Ontology annotation, biological process: RNA modification. NCBI's taxonomy places the organism in Eukaryota, Viridiplantae, Streptophyta, Magnoliopsida, Rosales, Rosaceae. The record is from RefSeq and is a predicted model, not a curated record.
AUGCAGCGCAAGACCAUUUUAGGGUUUUAGCUAAAAUCUCUCUCAGAGCUCAGAAAUGGCGUCUCUCAUGGCGAUUCGACGCGCGCGAAGCCCAGCACUGUCUCCCUUCUUCAAGGUACGGCCUCUGCACCUUUCUCAUUUUGCCUUCUCUCACGGCAGCAACACCAUCAUCAACUUAGAAACCCUAACCAUAGCCAAAACCCUAAGCACCUCUGCGGUCCCAAACGAGUACCAGAGGCCCCCUCCGCAACAGCAGCCUCAGCCGUCUGAUCCUAGGGCUUUCGAUGACCAGGAAAACCCUAACCAGUGGGCCCCACAAGGCCAGGGAUACGGGAACUCUAACCAGUGGAAUCCACAGACCCAGAACCAGAGGCCUAACAAUCAGUACAAUUAUCAGGGUCAGAAUCAGAGCUACCCGGGUCGUGGAUAUCCUAACCAAGCUCCGAACUUUCCCAAUCGCGGGUAUCCUAACCAGAAUAACCAGAACCAGAGCUACCCACAAGGUGGAAACUCGAAUGAAUGGAGCCCUCAGGCGCAGAGCCCUCCUCAGUAUCAAAACCCUAACCAGGGGAACCCUCCUCCGAGCCCCAGUUUUCAGCAACCCAGAAGCCCAAAUCAGUGGAACAAUCCCAAUCAAGGAUACCAGCAAGCCAGAAACCCUAAUCAGUGGAGCCCACAAGCUCAAAACCCUGCUCAGUGGAGCAACAACAACAACAACAACAACAACAAUCAGGCUGUGAACCAAACCCCGGUAGUUGUACCCCCUUCAAUUGACGAUUUGAGGAGGUUGUGCCAAGAGGGGAAGGCUAAGGAAGCUCUUGAAUUGAUGGAUAAAGAAGGGGUUAAGGCCGAUGCUGAUUGCUUUCAGUCUUUGUUUGAGUUGUGUGGGAGAUUGAAGUCGAUUGAGGAUGCGAAAAAGGCUCAUGACUUCUUUUUGCAGUCUACAUGUAGGGGUAAUCGUGAGUUGAAUCAUAAAAUUAUUGAAAUGUAUGGAAAGUGUGCGAGCAUGACUGAUGCCCGGAGGGUGUUCGAUCAUAUGCUUGACAAGAAUAUUGAUUCUUGGCAUUUGAUGAUUAAUGGGUAUGCGGAUAAUGGCUUAGGAGAUGAUGGGUUGCAGAUGUUUGAGGUAAUGAGGGAGCAGGGGUUGAAACCAAAUUCUGAAACUUUCAUUGCAGUAUUCUUGGCCUGUGCUAGUGCAGAUGCUGUGGAAGAAGCAUUUAUACAUUUUGAGUCGAUGAAAAAUGAGUAUGGAAUUCCUCCGGGAGUGGAGCAUUAUUUGGGUGUUCUAGAUGUGCUUGGAAAAUGCGGUCAUCUAAAUGAAGCAGUUGAUUAUAUUGAGAAACUCCCAUUUGAGCCUACAGUGGCGGUGUGGGAGGCAUUGAGGAAUUAUGCUCAGAUUCAUGGAGAUAUUGAUCUUGAAGAUCAUGCUGAGGAGUUGAUGGUUGCUCUUGACCCAUCAAAGGCUGUUGUGAAAAAGAUCCCGACUCCACCACCCAAAAAGCGCAGUGCUAUUAGCAUGCUUGACGGGAAGAACAGAAUCAGCGAGUUUAAAAAUCCAACCCUCUACAAGGAUGAUGAGAAGUUGAAGGCUCUUAGUGGGAUGAAAGAAGGAGGUUAUGUGCCAGACACAAGAUAUGUUCUUCAUGACAUUGAUCAGGAGGCUAAGGAGCAGGCCUUGCUCUAUCACAGUGAGCGUUUGGCGAUCGCAUACGGUCUGAUUAGUACUCCAGCAAGGACGCCUCUUAGGAUCAUCAAGAACCUCCGCGUCUGUGGUGACUGCCACAAUGCCAUUAAGAUCAUGUCCAAGAUUGUUGGAAGGGAAUUGAUUGUUAGGGACAACAAACGAUUUCAUCAUUUUAAGGAUGGAAAAUGCUCUUGUGGGGAUUAUUGGUGAAGAGCAAAAUGUCACCUCUCAGACUUGUCUAAAGAGUUCUUCCCAGUUGCAGUUUGGCGUGUAAAAAGUUUAAACAAUGCCGAGCUGUAUACGGGAUCCUGUGCAGAUGAGCACCAGUGCUACUAGUUGGUAGGAGAUGAACCAUCCACUUCUUGUUUUGACAUGUAUGCCGAGCUAUAUAUGCAUUAUCUUUGUUUCGAUAUUGAAUCAAUUAGUUGUCGAAAUGCCAAUCCUGGUGUCAAGAAGCUAUUAGAGAAAACUUGUUUCUAAACA